AUGGUUAGUUUAACCUUUAAAAACUUCAAAAAGGAAAAAGUUCCUUUAGACUUAGAACCCUCAAACACAAUUUUCGAGGUUAAGAGCAAACUUGCUCAAUCCAUCUCUUGUGAAGAAUCCCAAAUAAAACUGAUCUAUUCAGGUAAAGUACUUCAAGAUUCCAAAACUGUGUCAGAAUGCGGGCUUAAAGAUGGUGACCAAGUCGUCUUCAUGGUUUCGCAAAAAAAGUCUGCAAAGACCAAAGUAACAGAACCUCCAGUUGCUGCUGAACCCACCGCUACUACCCCUGCCAGAGAAAACUCCACAGAACAAGUUUCCUCCAGUACAAAUACUCCCGCAGCCACUGUCGAUGAAGGCUCGCAACAACAGGAAGAACAAACUUCUACUACAGAACCAACUGAGUCGGCUUCUACACCAGGAUUCGUGGUAGGAGCCGAGAGAAACGAGACCAUUGAGAGAAUUAUGGAAAUGGGAUAUCCAAGAGAAGAAGUUGAACGCGCCCUGAGAGCUGCCUUUAAUAACCCAGAUAGAGCGGUAGAAUAUUUACUGAUGGGUAUCCCAGAGAAUCUACGUCAACCAGAACCACAGCAACAAGCUGUGACUGCGACCGAACAUCCUUCGACAGCCGCCACUACUACGGAACAACCAGCGGAAGAUGACUUAUUUGCCCAAGCUGCCCAAGGCGACAACGCUUCUUCUGGCUUACCUGGUUCAGCUGGAGGUGCUGCAGGAGCAGCUCAUGGUGGGCCUCCAGGUUCCAUUGGUUUGACUGUAGAAGAUUUACUUUCGUUGAGACAGGUCGUUUCAGGUAAUCCAGAAGCACUAGCCCCAUUAUUGGAGAAUAUAAGUGCCAGAUAUCCUCAAUUACGUGAACAUAUCAUGGCAAACCCAGAAGUGUUUGUUUCCAUGUUAUUAGAGGCCGUUGGUGAUAACAUGCAAGAUGUUAUGGAGGGUGCGGAUGACAUGGUGGAAGGAGAUGAUAUAGAGGCUUCAGGAGAGGGUGCUGCUGCAGAACUGGGUCAAGGUGAAGGGGAAGGUUCAUUCCAGGUGGACUAUACUCCUGAAGACGAUCAGGCUAUUUCGCGCCUCUGUGAAUUAGGCUUUGAAAGAGAUCUUGUUAUUCAAGUGUAUUUCGCAUGUGAUAAAAACGAAGAAGCUGCAGCCAAUAUUUUAUUCAGCGAUCAUGCCGAUUAA
This is a messenger RNA of Saccharomyces mikatae IFO 1815, 1194 nucleotides long. RefSeq names its product Rad23p (gene RAD23). Gene Ontology annotation, molecular function: ubiquitin binding; damaged DNA binding; polyubiquitin modification-dependent protein binding. The transcript has a single exon. NCBI's taxonomy places the organism in Eukaryota, Fungi, Ascomycota, Saccharomycetes, Saccharomycetales, Saccharomycetaceae. Gene Ontology annotation, biological process: proteasome-mediated ubiquitin-dependent protein catabolic process; nucleotide-excision repair. The coding region runs from base 1 to 1194 and encodes 397 amino acids. The record is from RefSeq and is a predicted model, not a curated record. Gene Ontology annotation, cellular component: nucleoplasm; cytosol.